Molecule: messenger RNA, 762 nt
Organism: Didymodactylos carnosus
Lineage: Eukaryota; Metazoa; Rotifera; Eurotatoria; Philodinida; Philodinidae
Source: the annotation of a GenBank genome assembly
AUGAAGAAUAAGAGUCGCAGUCAUCUAGGAAAACCUGCAAACCGUGAAAUCCCUAUAGUGUCCGAUUUCUAUGAAGGACAGCGCGUACUGGCCUGGCAUGCCGAACAUAAAAAAAUUCUUCUCACACAUAUAAUCGCCUUACUUCCACACAAACAGGGCUGUCUGGUCAGUUUCGGUCAAGAUGAUGUAACAGCUCUCGUCAAUUUUAAAGAUGUGUCUAUCUUGAACGAGCCGGAAAUGUUAUUUAUGGAUGACCACGUAAUUUUUCUGUGGAACGACGGUGAUUGGCAGCAAGCAAUGAUCGUCGAUGAAUUUCAGAUGGAUGAUGCAUAUGUAGUAAAAUUUCGAGAUUUGGAGGUUAAAUGCAAGGUAUCUCCUAGAAAACAUGCUCAAUUGGAUGAACAAUGGGAAGCGUACAUAACUGAAUUAAUUCAGAUGUACAGAAGCGAAAUGCAGGAGAAAGUAAAGAUACGUGAUGAGAAGAUUGAAGCUGGAACCGAACUACACGUUCUCCCUCCCUCUGCCGACUCAAACGCUGCAGCAAAUCAAGAUAUCACUCCAGUACAGUCAUUCACUGUUCAAGAAGGUGAUUUACUGGCUGCUCAGUUUCCGCAUAGCGGUCACCCCCUCUACACUUUCGAAGGCUUAACAUCGAAAAAUCUAGUUGGGAUAACAGCAGGAUCAUCAACAACAAUUGUUUCAUCAAUAUUGUCAUCAAACCAGUAUAGUUUUAGUAAUUCCAAUAUGUUUGAUCCAGAAUGA